Messenger RNA from Colletotrichum higginsianum IMI 349063, 450 nucleotides. RefSeq names its product Golgi apparatus membrane protein TVP18. The coding region runs from base 1 to 450 and encodes 149 amino acids. The record is from RefSeq and is a predicted model, not a curated record. The transcript has 4 exons. Lineage: Eukaryota; Fungi; Ascomycota; Sordariomycetes; Glomerellales; Glomerellaceae. Gene Ontology annotation, biological process: vesicle-mediated transport. Gene Ontology annotation, cellular component: Golgi membrane.
AUGACGCUCAAGGAGGAGUUCGCGACUAGAAACUUCAGCAUUUACGGCCAAUGGCUGGGCGUUCUGUCCAUGAUCCUGUGCUUAGCACUGGGCAUCUCCAACAUCUUCACCAUUCAUCCCCUUCUCAUCAUCUUCUGCGCCCUCGCCCUUGCCUCCGCGCUGGUGAUUCUCUUCAUUGAGAUCCCCCUACUGCUCCGAAUCUGCCCUACCUCGUCCACCUUCGAUGGCUUCAUCCGCAAGAUCUCCACCAACUACAUGCGCGCUGGCGCCUACGCCGGCAUGGCCGUCAUCCAAUUCCUUAGCACUAUCAUCGUCACCAGCAGCUUGAUCGCCGCCGGCGUCUUCCUCUCUCUGGCCGCCAUCUGCUACCUCCUCGCCGGCAUCAAGGGUCAGGCCUUCGUCGGCAGCAAGACCCUGGGCGGCCAGGGUGUCGCUCAGAUGAUUGUCUAG